GAAGGUGUUCCCUCGGGUAAAUAUGUCAAGUGCACUCCCAGAGGCACCCAUGGGUCUGGACUCGUCGGACUCGGAGAUCAGAUCGAGCCACCUGAUCGCGCGGCUGGACCAGGAUCCAGAGGACGCGGAGAAACGGGAUCGGGAGACGCGAGGGACGGAAUGCAAUAACGCGGACAGCGAUUGCGAGAGCGACACGAGCGAGGUUCUGAGCGUUGGCAGCGAGCCGACGCCGACCAGCGUGGUUGGAGUGCGUGUAUGCGGCUCCACGAGAUACGACCGGGAAUCCGCGAGUAGCCGGGGCGAGUUCCGCGACGAGGAGAACACGAGAACGUCGGCAACGCCAUCGCCGUCCAGCUCCGCCAGCUGCAACGACCUAUACUACCAGCGUACAUCCGGUAAUCACGUUCCAGCACCGAGUCCGCCCGGUUACAGUCAACCACCAUCGUCCCCUACGGCGUCUUCCGUUAGAUCUCCGGCCUCCUCCUCGGCUACCGCCUCGUCCCCAGGUCGGCCGGAAGCUAUACAAGAGGCUAUCGCACCUAGGUACCAAUCCAGUCAUCAGCAACACCUCCUUACUCGUUACUCCUCCAGGGAACCCGACAUUUCCGACUAUACGGCGCGAGUUCAGCACGGCCUAGGUCACGAAAUCGUAUAUCCCACUGUAGAGAGGUUACAUCGUACCCCAAUAAGCGUUCCUCUAGUAACGAGGCUCUCGUUGUCACCGCCGUCGGCCAUGACGGUCACCGGGCUUCAAGCAACGACGCCAGUUCUCCAUCCGACUGCCUGCAGAGACCCGCGGGAAACUACCUCGUUGAUGCCGCAUCACAGUCAGCAUCUGCAUCACGCAAACGCCCACACGCAUCUGCAUCAGGGCUCGCAGGUGCAACACGUACCGGCGAAUCCGGUGCAUCAGCAUCGGCUCUCGGUCAGCAAGCUUCUGCAACGGGAACCCGGAAGCCCGGCGUCGCCCGUCGCCAGGGAGGACGGGCGCACCCUGCCCGCCGCGAAUGGCGUACAAAACAGCAUCGGCACCAGCAACAACGCCAAUCAUCAUAACAAUAACAACAACAACAACAACAACCUGCAGCACCAAGCGAGCCUAAAGUUCAGUAUAGAUAAUAUUCUAAAGGCGGACUUCGGCAGGAGAAUCACAGAUCCUAUCUCCCUGAAGAAGUCCCGGCCUAAGAAAGUGUCCUCGAGGCCGAUCGAUCUGACGAAAGACUUCCUGGAGUCGUCUUCCGAUACUUCCGAGAGGAGCAGCUCGGAGACGACGACGACCAACGCCUCGCCUACCGGUGUUUCGGCCGGGAACUCGACGCCCAGUGCUCCAGCGGGGGCAACCGAUCCUGGGAAGAUGCUGUGGCCAGCGUGGGUCUACUGCACCAGAUACUCGGACAGGCCUUCCUCAGGACGAAAAUCAUCCCGUGUUUCAGGUCCACGCACGAGAAGAGUGAAGAGGACAGACGGACGCGGCGGCGGCACCCCCGAAGAGAAACGUCCCAGGACCGCGUUCAGUGGUGAACAGUUAGCGAGAUUGAAGAGGGAAUUCGCGGAGAAUCGAUACCUGACGGAAAGACGGAGGCAGCAGCUCUCGAGGGACUUGGGUCUGAACGAGGCGCAGAUCAAGAUCUGGUUCCAGAACAAGCGGGCGAAAAUCAAGAAGGCCAGCGGCCAGAAAAAUCCUCUGGCCCUUCAGCUGAUGGCACAAGGGCUCUACAAUCAUUCGACGGUACCGCUUACCAAGGAGGAAGAGGAGCAGGCCGCGGAGCUUCAAGCGAAAUGACGAUUGCAAGCUUAAAUAAACGUUCGGCAAAAUUUAACUUUGCAAACUUUGACUCCUGAAUUUCUGACUUUAAAGAAGCUAUAAGUGAAGGUCGAAUUUAUCCUCUAUUCGGUUUUAAUUCGUAAGUAUUUUUUAGAAGAAUUGAGAGAACAUAGAAAAUGUGAAAAUACCAGAUUACUUAAUACAAAAAAAAUCUCUUAGUACGAAUCAACAGACAUUUAAUAUAAUAUUAGGAUUUUAUAAAAUAUCCUCUUUAUUGAAAAUAACAUCUUUUCUUCCGCAAAAGGAUAAGAACAUACGUACACUUGGAGAAACAAAAUUGUAUUAGCAACUAUAAAUUUAUGAACAAAUAGCACCUCAACUAUGUAUUUAUAGUUUGUAAUAGAAACAAUAAGUACGAACUAAGAAAAUGUAAUAUUAAUGAUUUGUAGUGAAUUUCUAAUUGGAAAAACUGUGAAAAAAUAGUAAUACAAAUGUAAGUGACGAAAAAACUAAAAUACCUGAGAUUCGAACUCGGAUUCCUUCCGUUUUGAUUCCUAACAGUUAAGAUGCUACGCCACGAUUGUUUCACUGCAUAUAGUUAUUACGAUCGUAUACAUCGGCCGUAAAUUGGAAAAAUAUUGUUAAAACAUAUUUGUAUGAAGUCUGUAUAACUAUAUAAUUAUAGUUGAGGUUUUAUUUCUCUAUAAAUUAAUAGUUAUACAAAUUAUGUUACCGUGGUAAUACAAACUAUUUUUAUAGAUAUUGCAAUUAAAAUUGUAGUUGCAAUAACUGUAACAUAGUUUAUUGAACUAUGUGUAAUAGUUUUACGGAUAAAACUUGUAUAGUUGUCACUUUAUAAUUGCUACGACUAUGAAUUUUUCUCUCAGUGAUACAUAUCGCAUUUUCGUCUUUCUUUGCCAACUGCGGGUUUUUGAAAACAAAUCAACCAAAGCGCGGUGUAAAUCUUGGUAUAUUUUAUUUUAAAAAAUGUUAAAUAUAUGUAGUAUAUUACUUUUAAAGAGAGUAUCAUCAGGUCAAAAAGCUAAUAAAAAAAAAAAACUUAUAGAGCGGACCAAAGGUCAACGGUCUGUCGUUUCUCUUCCUUAAAAUGAAAGACUGGAGUAUUUAUUUCGCUAGACGUAUUAGUACAACUCGUUAGAGUUAACUCGAGGAAUUCUUGUCUUGUAAUUAGAGCUUCCGAUAGAACAACAGUUUUGACGAAUGUUGCUUACCAGCUCGUUCGAAAUAAUCGCGAGCGGAAGAUUAGUUUUACCGAGAUGGUUACGCGAAUAUAAGUUACGAUCGCCGUUCCCUGCCAUCGCUUUAAAAGAAAAUACGAUAAAUGCUACACGUUCCUAGAUCGCAGCACACGUUGGAUUCAGACUUUGUAAGGGGGAAAGCAAUUGACGAUGCAAGGCGCCUCGGAGAACAAACGUAUUUCCUGAAGUGUUUUGCAUAAAAUAUUGUCUUCUUGAUUAUAAAAAAUUAAGAUGUAACUAAUAAAGAAUUUUCUAUCGAUAGAAAAAGAAACGGUCUUUUUUCAACAAGAAGAUAUUGAUAUUAUUCGAUAACUUUCUCGCAAAAUUAAUUUUAAAAAAUAUAUUCGAUUAGUGUAUUGUGCGAUGGCAUGCAGCGGUUAGUUUGUUACGAAGGAGAUUAACAAGUGCCAUUUUUUGCAAUUCUUUCCGGCAAGAUUGUUUACGCGAGAACUGAGAGAGCCGUCUGGUGACGAAAAGGAAAAGCGGGAUCGGACGAGUAAGAAGAGGAGGGGGGGAGGAUCAGAUUUUUCGUUAAUUUAUUGUACAAAUGUAAGAUAUAUUAUAUAUCGCGAAAAACUGGAGUGAUUGCGACGUGCAAUAGAAGAAUUAUACAUAAUAAAGAGGGAAGUAAAUAGAGACGAGUUAUGUAUAGGUGUGUUGUAUAUGUAAUUGCGGAGCGACGUGUACAUAAUUUACCAUUUAGCGACGGACGUUGUCCCGAUAGACUGUUUAAAAUGUAACUUAGCUAUUUAUUUACGUAUAGUAUAUGAGGCGUAGCGAGCGCGCAUACGAAACGAUCACGCGACAACUGAUACUUGUAAGAUUAUUUAAAUUCGAAUUAAAUAUUCCCAUUAUCAAGCCA
This is a messenger RNA of Monomorium pharaonis (pharaoh ant), 3886 nucleotides long. RefSeq names its product homeobox protein invected. Gene Ontology annotation, molecular function: RNA polymerase II cis-regulatory region sequence-specific DNA binding; DNA-binding transcription factor activity, RNA polymerase II-specific. The coding region runs from base 23 to 1783 and encodes 586 amino acids. The record is from RefSeq and is a predicted model, not a curated record. Gene Ontology annotation, cellular component: nucleus. The transcript is spliced from 3 exons. Gene Ontology annotation, biological process: neuron differentiation; multicellular organism development; regulation of transcription by RNA polymerase II. NCBI's taxonomy places the organism in Eukaryota, Metazoa, Arthropoda, Insecta, Hymenoptera, Formicidae.